CGCAGGUUGGGACGCGAGGGCCCCGAGCUGCAGCGGGGGCGGGCCGCGAUGGCCGCGUGGGGCGAGCUGCUGGCCGGCGUGCGCGGGGUGCUGCUGGACAUCUCGGGCGUCUUAUACGACGGUGGUGAGGGCGGCGGCGCGGCGAUCGCCGGCUCCGUGGAGGCGGUGGCGAGACUGAAACGGUCCCGCCUGAAGGUGAGAUUUUGCACCAACGAGUCGCAGAAGUCGCGGGCGGACCUGGUGGGGCUGCUGCAACGGCUGGGCUUCGAUGUCUCCGAGAGCGAGGUGACCGCCCCGGCCCCUGCCGCCUGCCUAAUCCUGAAGCAGCGAGGCCUGCGGCCACACCUGCUUGUCCACGACGGAGUCCGCUCGGAAUUUGAUCAGAUCGACACAUCCAACCCAAACUGUGUCGUAAUUGCAGAUGCCGGAGAAGGCUUUUCUUAUCGAAACAUGAAUAAAGCUUUCCAGGUGCUCAUGGAGCUGGAAAACCCUGUGCUCUUCUCACUGGGAAAAGGACGCUACUACAAGGAGACCUCUGGCCUGAUGCUGGACGUCGGUCCCUACAUGAAGGCGCUUGAGUAUGCCUGUGGUAUCGAAGCCGAGGUGGUGGGAAAGCCUUCCCCUGAGUUUUUCAAGACCGCCCUGCAAGAGAUGGGGGUGGAAGCCCAUGAGGCCAUCAUGAUCGGGGACGACAUCAUGGGUGAUGUGGGCGGUGCCCAGCGGUACGGGAUGAGAGCCCUGCAGGUGCGGACUGGGAAGUUCAGGCCCAGCGACGAGCACCAUCCGGAAGUCAAGGCUGAUGGAUACGUGGACAACCUCGCGGAGGCCGUGGACCUGCUGCUGCAGCACGCAAACAAGUGACGGGCCUUCUGGGAGGGCCCCGCCUCCUGCCACCCUGCCCCGGGCCCAAACCACCCAGGGUGCUGCCCUCGGCCCUGGACAAGCGGGCAAGAGGGUGCCAGCCAGGCAGUUCUGGGCCCCUGAGCCACCAGCUCCUCCUCUGUCUCCCUCUACUGACCCCCUCCUCCCCUCACCCUCCCCAGACACAUCUCCCAGCCUCCUGGGGGGAGUUUGAUCCCCGCUGAUGGCCCAUCCCAUCUAUUUGUCCCUCUGGAAGUCGAGAGGUGGGAAGACUUGUUGAAUGCCCACACCCACCCUCUCUCCAUUCACACCACGUCCUUUAAACACCUGAGUCCAAUCAGGCGUUUGGCCACUGUCUUUGAGUGAACAGUCCCUGUGCUUUAGGGAGGCGCCUGGAGGAAGCAGGGGUCUCCCGGGCACUGUCCUUGCAGGCAGAGCUGAGCCAGGCUCCUUGGGACUGCCCGGCGGCUCCAGCCCCCACCCAGUGUCAGAGUGGGCACUCAGCACUACCCAUGCACCUCCCAAACCAUGCAGCCCCUCUCCCCAUCCCAUCCCCUCUGAAGCCAAAACAGUGGCUCCCAGGGCCACUCUGCCGUGCUUCAGCGUGAGAACUCGAACCUCCGGACGCCCGGUUGUGGGUGGAGGGUACCUGCUGGAGCCUUAACUCUGUAGACUUGUCACCCCCAGGAAAUUAAUGGUGAAAUAAACUCCGCCCUG
Messenger RNA from Budorcas taxicolor (takin), 1578 nucleotides. RefSeq names its product phospholysine phosphohistidine inorganic pyrophosphate phosphatase (gene LHPP). The record is from RefSeq and is a predicted model, not a curated record. The coding region runs from base 49 to 861 and encodes 270 amino acids. Lineage: Eukaryota; Metazoa; Chordata; Mammalia; Artiodactyla; Bovidae. Gene Ontology annotation, biological process: dephosphorylation. The transcript has 7 exons. Gene Ontology annotation, molecular function: phosphatase activity; inorganic diphosphate phosphatase activity. Gene Ontology annotation, cellular component: cytosol.